Sorex araneus (European shrew) is the source of this 1728-nucleotide messenger RNA. Its product is annotated as carcinoembryonic antigen-related cell adhesion molecule 8-like. The record is from RefSeq and is a predicted model, not a curated record. The coding region runs from base 1 to 1728 and encodes 575 amino acids. Gene Ontology annotation, cellular component: cell surface; plasma membrane. NCBI's taxonomy places the organism in Eukaryota, Metazoa, Chordata, Mammalia, Eulipotyphla, Soricidae. The transcript is spliced from 10 exons. Gene Ontology annotation, biological process: regulation of immune system process; signal transduction. Gene Ontology annotation, molecular function: protein tyrosine kinase binding.
AUGGAGCCCCCCUCAGCCCCUACCCACAGAGGGCGCGUGCCCUGGAAGGGGCUCCUGCUUGCAGCCGCACUCUUACCUUUCUGGAGCCUGCCCGCCAAUGCUGUAUCUGUGGAAAUAAUACCAGCCAAUGCUGCGGUAGGGGACAAUGUCACCAUGUUUGUCCACGAGGUGCCAGAAAAUAUUGCACUCUUAGACUGGUACAAAGGGGUAAUUGAAUCAAAGAACAUCAUUAUAACAUUGAAAAAAAACCCAGGAAAUAUUACUAAUGGGCCUUUAUUCAGCCACCGAGAGACCCUGUUCAACAACGGAACCCUGCACAUCCGGAACCUCACCCAGAGGGACAAGGACACCUACCUCAUACAAAUCUUUACAAUGGGAGGUGACCUUUUAAAAGCAAGAGGAGUCCUCGGCGUGUACGUGCGGCUAACCAAACCCCAAAUCAACGCUGACAACGAGCACCCCACUGAGAAAAAGGACACCGUGAAGCUGCAGUGUGAUCCUGAGACUCCAGACACGACCUACCGGUGGUUCUUCAACUCUAAACCUGUCGCUCAGGCUGGUGGGCUGGAGCUGUCCAAGCAAAAUCGGGUUCUGACUUUAAGCCCUGCCCUGAGGAAUAACACUGGAGCCUAUGUGUGUGAGAACUGGAACCCUGUGAGCUCCAAAACAAGCGACCAAUUCAACCUGGAUGUUUUGUAUGGCCCAGACCCUCCCAUCAUCUCCCCCUCAAAAACCUUCUACCGUCGAGGGGCGAGCCUCAGCCUCUCCUGCUACACUGCCUCCCACCCGCCCGCAAAGUUUACCUGGUCUACCAGCAAGCAGGCCACAGUAUCCGCACAGAACUUCUUCAUACCCAGCCUCUCUCUGGAUGACAGUGGUUCCUAUACCUGCUUAGUCAGUAACAAUGUGACACUACUCAAGGCGACCGUGAUGAUCAAUAUCACAGUCUUAGACCCAGUGACAUCAGUCUCCAUCCAUGCCUCAAACACCACAGUGGCAGAAGGUAAUAACAACGUGAUCCUGUUCUGCAUCACAAAUGACACUGAUAUCUCCACCCAAUGGGUCCACAAUAAUCAGCUUCUGCAGCCCUCAGAGACGAAGCUGCUGUCUCGAGACAACAAGACCCUCAUCAUCACGUCUAUCUCAGUGUCCGAUGCCGGCGACUAUCACUGUGAGAUCUCCAACCCCAUCAGUUCCAUAAAAAGUCCCCCUGUGAAGCUGCAAGUGACACCAGGAGGAAUCUCCACAAACACCCAGGUGGGGACUAUCAUCGGUGGCUUCGUCAUCGGGGUCCUGAUUGGGAUGGUCUUCGCAGCUGUCCUGGGCUACUUCCUGUUUCUCAGAAAGUCUGAAAGGUUGCCCCUCAGUGCCAUCUGGGCCACUGAAGCCACUGUAUACCCCAGUUUCAGCAGUGGCACCUCUGGAGCCCAAGACAGCGUGACCCCAGAGACCACCAGUUCCCCACAGACUCCCCAGGACACCCGACCCGACCCAUCUCCUGCCAGCCCCAUCUACCAGACAUUGGACCUGCUUAUGUCCAGAAUCUGGCCAUGGCUGCUGCUAUGCAAGGAAAAACAGUUCAAGAAGUACUAUUUCAACAGCAUAGGGGACGUGGAAAGGAUAUGGGCCGCAGACGAGUGUCAGGUCCACCAGGUUUCUGCUUUGCUUGUGGGAAACCGGGUCACCGUGCUGCCCAAUGUCCUCAACGAUAUCCUGACGACCUCCUGA